This is a messenger RNA of Acaromyces ingoldii, 3561 nucleotides long. RefSeq lists its product as hypothetical. The record is from RefSeq and is a predicted model, not a curated record. Bases 82 to 3486 code for a protein of 1134 amino acids. NCBI's taxonomy places the organism in Eukaryota, Fungi, Basidiomycota, Exobasidiomycetes, Exobasidiales, Cryptobasidiaceae. The transcript is spliced from 2 exons.
CUUCUUGUUUGUUUUUCCUGCCUUUCUUCCCUCCCAGCCCCACGCCCUUCACCAUCUCACACUAGUACCAGCCCUGCGCAAAUGUCGGCGGCAUCUUCCGAGCGCGAGCGGGACAAGGAGAGAGCAGACCUUGAGGCGAGGCCGUCGGCGCCAAAGAAGAAGAGCACCUGGCUUCCGGACUGGAUCAUCGACAAUGUCACGAAUGUCGAGAGCCUCAAGGUGCUCCUGCGAUGCUGGCUCGCCGCGUGGGCCGGCCUCAUCCUCAUCAUCCCCGGACCCUCGCUCCGAGUACUGGGCCAGGCCGCUUUCUUCUCGUCGAUGCUCGUGUUCAUGGUGCCCCCUUCAAUGGCCGUCUCCAUCUUCCUCUUUGCCAACCUGACCAUCGUCAUCGGGUGCUGCCUCGGCUGGGCAUGGGGCGCUGCCGGCAUGGCUGCUGCCCUGCGUGCACGCGAUCGCACUUUUCUCGCUCAGCAGCUCCAACGCACCCAGAGCGAUGUCGCCGGCGCCACAAACCCAGAGGUCGAGUACCAGCGGAUCAUCUUCGAGGGUCGCUUCCUGGACGUCAAGUCGACGGCCAUCUUUGGCAUCUUUCUCUGCACGGGCGCCUACUUUGCCGCCGUCAUGCAGGUCAAGAUGCCCAAACUCAAGAUUGCCGCCAUCUUCUUCUGCAUCGUCCUCGAUGUCCUCUGCUCCUAUGGCCCUCUCUUUCCCUUUGGACAGUACACGCUGGCCACCAUUUUUCUCAUCCCCAUUGGCUGCAGCGUCGCCAUCUCGCUAGCCUGCUCCUUUCUCAUCUUUCCCCGGACGCUCAAUUACGGAUGGCAGAUGCAGCUCGUCAAGGCCAUGCGUCUCGGCAGGUCCAUCCUCGGUGUCCACCGCGACGCCCUCGCUCGCGUCGCCUCGCCUUCAGAAACAGACACGCCGGCGCAGGUCGAGGCCAAGACGGAACCCAAGCUGCGCACCAUGCAUGCCGGCUUCGUCGGCCUCGCCCAGGCUCUCGGUGGUCAGACUGGCUUCCUGGAGCUCGAGAUCUCCUACGGGCGCCUCUCGGCGAAGGACCUGGCGGCCAUCUUUCUCAGUGUGAGGCAGGCAGGUGUCAAGCUUCUUGGUCUCAACGCCUUUCUCCACCUCUUUGAAGGCUCCGAUCUCGUGGAUGAAAACGUGCAGAGCACAGCGAGAGAGACGGAGGAGCACCAGCGAAGAGGCGCCAAGGCUCAGGCCCCCAUUCAGCUCCACGAGACGCACCAGCUGCUCCGCUACCGUAAGGUGGCGCGUGCGGCCGAAAGAGAGAACCACGUCGAGCUCAAGACGCUGCUUGCCAUCCUCGAGGAGGCGGCCAGGCCCCCGCUAGAGGCCGCCGACAAGAGCCUGGACACGAUGGCGACCUGGUUCGAGGAGAGCUGCAAUCGCAAGCGCAGCUACCGCCACGACGAGUGGGUUCGCAAGCUCAAGGAGUCGGCCGACUCGCUCGAGACCAGCCUCAAGGUCUUUGUCGAGCAGGAGCGCUUUCAGCUUAUCCGUCCCUAUAUGCAUCUCUUCAAGAAGCGCGGCACCAUCGACUCGGACACGAUUGAUCAAUAUAUUCCUGCCGAGAAUCGCGCUGCCUUUCGCAAGGGAGCCCGGCCCCUCUAUACGACAUUUGUCUUUGCCGCCAACCUGUGCAUCUUUGCAGAAGGUCUCAUUCAGCUCAAUCGCGACGUGCACAAGCUCGCGUCGAAGCGGCCAAAAAACCGGCUUUGGUUCCCCUCUGGACUGCGAAAGCUCGGAAAUGUCCUCGUCAGCAAGGCUGUCAACACCGGCGGCGCCUUUCAUUUCAGUGAUGGUCAUGCACCCGAGGCAGACCCAGCCUCCCUGUCGACGGACUCUUCAUCGCUGGCGACAUCAACAUCGGACACUGUUGCCGACUCGGAAGACCACCAGGAGAAGUCCAAAGAUGAAGCGGCUGGUCACGACGAGAGCCCUUCCAAGACGCCGCCCAAGAAAGAGAAGAAAGCCAAGAGCAACAGUCGAUCAAAGAAGAAAGCAGCCAAGUACGCCAAAGAUGCCGAUGCCUUGGCUCCAACGAGCUUCAUUCACCACAUUGGAAGGGCCCUCGCGUCGGCGUGUGACUUUGUCGGAUCGCCCACGGGCCUGUACGCGCUCAAAUUUUCCAUCGUCUCCUUCGCCCUGUGGAUUCCUGCCGUCCUACCUUCGACGGCCGAGUUCGUCUACAUGAACAGGGGGCUAUGGGCUCUCAUCAUGGCUCAGACCGGCCUCGCGGUCCUGGGAGGAGAGUUUGUCUUCUCUCUCAUCUCACGUGUCCUCGGCACCGGCUUCGGCAUCGUCCUGGGCAUGCUCUUUUGGUACAUCUCCACGGGCCGCGGAAACGGCAACCCCUACGGGCUGGCUGCCACCUGUGCUGUCGGCUUCAUCCCGAUCAUGUUCAUCCGACUCUUUGCUCCGCCCGCUUUUCUGUUCUUUGGCAUCAUGUUCGGCGUCACAACCGUCCUCGUCACCGGUUACAGCUGGAUCGAUUCCCACCUCUUUGUGCUAGCCAACAGCGGAAUCGGCUACGACGUUGCCUGGCGGAGAGGACUGCUCGUCCUGAUUGGUGUUGCCGCCGCUUUUAUCGUCACAAUCUUCCCCCGGCCCGCCUCGACACGGGCCAUGAUCCGAGAAACUUUUGCGAGGAACACGGCAGAGAUUGCUCGCCUCUACUCGACCGUCAUUCAGGCGUGGAUCGUGAUCCGAGAGGAGGAAGGCGAGGGAGCUGGUUCGCUCAAGGGCCACCAGCAAAGCGAUGACAAGGCAACCACCGCCCAGCUCCAGGCAGGAUUCCGAAACCGCUUUGUGGCCUCUCAGGGAACGCUGGCAUAUUUGGAUCAGCAGAUCAAGAUGGCCUCGCUCGAUUUCCCCAUCCGUGGACGUUGGCCAAGAGAACGGUACGAGGAGCUCUUGGUGGUCCAAGCGCGCCUGCUCGAGUCCCUAUCGCAACUCUCUUCUUCCCUCGCGGGCCUUGACGAAGACUGGCGGUCAAAGACGCUCCAACUCACCGCCAUUCUCGAUCCUGGAAUUAUCUCUGAAGUCAGCAUGACCUUGGCGUUGCUUGGACAGGCUCUCAUGACCGGCAUCGCCCUGCCACAUGCGUUCCAGAAUCUGCUCGAGACGACGUUGCAUUAUAAUAGUGUUGCCCGUGCUGUCGAGUACAGCAUCGAGCGUCAGCAAAGGCCGGCAUCCGAUGAAAACAGCGGGCGUGACGGACAAGAAGAAGGACGAGCAGAAAAUAAAAGCGUCAACGAGCUCGACCUUAGCCUGGCAACGUUGCGAGACCCUCAAUUCAUGCGCCACGCAGCUGCUUUGAUGGCGCUCAUUCAAUUUGUCCGUCAGAUCGACCGCUUCAAAGCCGUCGUCGGCGACCUUGUCGGCGAGAUCGCCCUGCCCGGCUUUGAUCGCCUCAAGGAUACCUAUGAUGACCGAAUGGGCCGCGCCUUCCCGAAUUAUCAGUAAUAAUCACUAUACUCUGCCACAACCUUACUACGUUCUACGGCCUCUCUUGCUUGCAAUGCAAAAUUUUGUUCCCCU